AUAAACACCGUUGCGGAAACGAUGCGCAAGCUUGUAGAAAAGGUAACUUUGCAAGAUUUCGUUAGCAACAUUUUUACGGUCCGAGUUAAAGUUUAUACAUUUUAAACCCGAUUGUUACGAUUUACUGCGCAAAUGUUAUGAAUUCAAAACGGCUCACGAGGAUAUGUACUCAAAUUCAUUGCAUAUUGUAGCACUUUUUAUUUUUUCUUACUACUUUUGAGAUCCAAGGGUCCGAAUUAAUUAAUUUACUCUAGAAUUACCUACCAGAUGAACCUUUGACGGACAAAGGUCCUACAAAUACCGGGCAGUUUCCUGCUCUCUAACCUCGCCUUCCUUUCCUAACAAUCCUCUCUCUCUCUCUCUCUCUCUAACACCAUGGUUCUGUCCAAGACUGCAUCCAAUACCGAUGUCUCCGUCCACUCAACCUUCGCAUCUCGAUACGUCCGAACCGCCCUUCCCAGGUUCAAAAUGCCGGAUGAUUCGAUCCCGAAGGAGGCGGCGUGGCAGAUCAUAAACGACGAGCUGAUGCUCGAUGGGAAUCCGAGGUUGAAUCUGGCUUCCUUCGUGACGACGUGGAUGGAGCCGGAGUGCGACAAGCUGAUCAUGGCUUCCAUCAACAAGAACUACGUUGACAUGGAUGAGUACCCCGUCACCACCGAGCUCCAGAACCGGUGCGUAAACAUGAUAGCACACUUGUUUCACGCGCCACUGGGGGAAGCAGAGACGGCAGUGGGAGUGGGAACAGUUGGUUCAUCGGAGGCUAUAAUGUUGGCAGGAUUAGCAUUCAAGAGGAGGUGGCAGAACAAGAUGAAAGCUGCCGGAAAACCCCAUGACAAGCCCAACAUUGUCACCGGCGCCAACGUUCAGGUAUGCUGGGAGAAAUUUGCAAGGUAUUUCGAAGUGGAGUUGAAGGAAGUGAAGCUAAGCGAAGGGUACUAUGUAAUGGACCCUACUAAAGCUGUGGAGAUGGUGGAUGAGAACACAAUCUGUGUGGCUGCUAUUCUGGGGUCCACUCUCAAUGGAGAAUUUGAGGAUGUUAAACUCUUGAAUGACCUCUUGGUGGAGAAGAACAAACAAACAGGAUGGGACACACCAAUUCAUGUGGAUGCAGCAAGUGGUGGUUUCAUUGCACCAUUCCUGUACCCAAAGCUGGAGUGGGACUUCACCUUGCCCCUUGUGAAGAGUAUCAAUGUCAGUGGCCAUAAGUAUGGGCUUGUCUAUGCUGGAAUUGGGUGGUGCAUUUGGAGGAGCAAAGAGGAUUUACCUGAAGAGCUCAUCUUCCACAUCAACUAUCUUGGUGCUGAUCAGCCCACUUUCACCCUCAACUUCUCCAAAGGAUCUAGUCAAGUAAUUGCUCAGUAUUAUCAGCUCAUUCGCUUGGGUUUUGAGGGAUACAAGAACAUAAUGGAGAAUUGCCAAGAAAACGCAAGGGUCCUGAAAGAAGGCCUAGAGAAAACAGGCCGGUUCAACAUUGUGUCCAAGGAGCAGGGAGUCCCCCUCGUGGCCUUCUCCCUGAAGGACAGCAGCAGGCACACGGAAUUCGAGGUCUCCGACUUCCUCCGCCGGUUCGGCUGGAUCGUGCCGGCCUACACAAUGCCACCCGACGCGCAGCACGUGACCGUGCUCCGUGUGGUCAUAAGGGAGGACUUCUCGAGAACCCUGGCCGACCGCCUGGUGGGCGACAUCGUGAAGGUCCUCGAGGAGCUCGACGCCAUCCCGGCCAGGGUCACCUGCAAGCUGGCCGCGAGCGAGGAGAGCAGCGAAGGCAAGCUCGUGAAGAAAACCGCAAUCGAGGUGCAGAGGGAGAUCACAACGGCGUGGAAGAAAUUUGUUCAGAACAAGAAGAAGACUAGUGGUGUGUGCUGAGGGAUUAUAGGACCCCUUUUCCGGGCCGCUAUAUAUCCGCCUCGUUGCCAUUCCUAAUGUUUCGUGUCUGGCUUAUCGGUUGGCGCUACCGCUACCGGCAUGAGUUGUUAUUAGUGUUUGUUGUGUAUCUCUGCCUUCGUAUUUUAAGUGUGAAAUUUUUGCUGAAUAUUAUCCAAACAUGCGGGAAAUUUGUGGUCGAUAAGACUAUGGUUAACGUCAUUUGAGUGAUUCGAAAUCAUCAAUUCCAGAAAGACAUUUUGUUGUCAA
Messenger RNA from Rhododendron vialii, 2133 nucleotides. Its product is annotated as glutamate decarboxylase-like. Gene Ontology annotation, cellular component: cytosol. Gene Ontology annotation, molecular function: pyridoxal phosphate binding; glutamate decarboxylase activity. Gene Ontology annotation, biological process: L-glutamate catabolic process. The record is from RefSeq and is a predicted model, not a curated record. Bases 376 to 1866 code for a protein of 496 amino acids. The transcript has 7 exons. Lineage: Eukaryota; Viridiplantae; Streptophyta; Magnoliopsida; Ericales; Ericaceae.